UCAAGGAGAGUGGACUAAGAUGAGGACCAUCUCCCUGCUUCUGUUGGUUGCAGUAGCAGCUGUGGCAGAGUCUCGCAGUGGGAACUCUCAGAGCCGUGCUAAGCGGGAGCUGUUGGUGCGUUCGAAAAGAAGGUGGGUGUUAUCUACGCUUGAAGUAAUAGAAGAGGACCCCGGUCCAUACCCAAAAAAACUUUCGCAGAUGUUCAAUGACAAGUUCGAUCAUGUGACGAAAAACCAUAAGUUCCGUAUAAGUGGAAUGGGAGUGACUGAGAAGCCGCUGGGAGUGUUCUCCAUUGAUGAAAGUAAUGGAGUCGUCUCUGUCCAUAAACCUAUCGACAGAGAGGAAUAUGAACUCUUCCAUAUCAAGUUUGACAUCUUGGACAGAGAAACGGGUGAUAAAGUAGACAGGGAACUAGCUUUUGACAUACAAAUAAAGGACAUCAAUGACAACCCACCAACAUUUUUCCAACCUCAAAUCCAAACCGAUGUGAAGGAAAAUACGCCAGAGGGGUACUUGUCAGUGCAGCUGCAAGCCUUGGACAGAGAUCAGAAGAACACACCUGCGUCUAAAGUCACUCUCAGUGUGAUUUCACAGCAGCCACAAGAGCCCAAGUUUGAUGUGGAUCAGGUUGAUGACAGGAUGGCCCAGCUCAAAUUUGAAGGGUGUUUUGACUAUGAUAAAAUAAAGACGUAUCAAAUUGUUGUUCAAGCAACAGAUGAAGGAGAAAAACCCCUUUCCUCCACUGCUGUUGUUACUCUCAAUAUUGUUGACACAAACACUCAUCCACCAAUGUUCAAGGAGACUACGUACCAAGGUGAGGUGUUGGAGUCAACCAUCCAAAAUGAUGUUUUGAGAAUUGCGGUGGAGGACAAAGACACUCCUAACACUCCAGGCUGGCGGGCCAAAUACUUCUUCAUUAAAGGGAAUGAGGAAGGAAACUACAAACUUGAAACUGACCCAGAGACAAAUGAGGGUAUUCUGAGCGUCAUCAAGGGGAAGGAUUUUGAGCGGACAACUUUUACCGACCUGCAGAUUGGAGUAGAGAACGAGGAGCCCUUAUUUGUUUGUAAAGAUAAAUCAACUGGCAAAGCCACGCCUCCACCUCCAAAUUCAGUCAGUGUCACAAUCAAAGUUAUUGAUGUCAAUGACCCACCUGAGUUUGAGAAAAAAACAGCAGAUGUGUACCUGAAGGAAGAGGACAUGCCAGGAAAGGUGCUGUUCACUCCAAAGGUCCAUGAUGUUGACUCAACCAGCAUCAGGUAUGUGCUAUUACAAGAUCUGGCUGACUGGGUGGCCAUUGAUAAGGAAACAGGACAAAUCAAAUCAACUAAGAAAAUGGACAGAGAGUCAUCCUUUGUUGAUAAGGACAACAUUUAUAAAAUCCUCGUCGGUGCCAUAGAUGAUGGUGAGCCUCCAGCUACAGGUACAUCCACUGUCCUGGUCCACCUGAGCGAUAUCAAUGACAACGUGCCUAAGCUGGUCAACAAGAGCCUCAUUAUGUGUGGAAACACGGCUAACAAGGUCAUGUUGCUUGCCAAGGACCUAGACAUCCAUCCUUACAGUGGACCCUUCACCUUCUCCCUGGGGGAUGACGACCAAACUUUAGAGCAGAAAUGGAAACUACAACCUGCCUUUGGUGAGGAAGCUGGCCUUGUUAGCCUGAAGACACUCUAUUACGGCAACUACUCAGUGCCUCUGGUGAUUCAGGACCAACAGGGCAUGAGUGGACAUGAAACUGUGGAACUGAUGGUGUGUGACUGUGGAGAAGCACGUGUUUGCCUCGAUAGAGCGCCGCUCUCAUCAAGCCUUGGGCCGGCUGCUAUCGGACUGAUUUUUGCAGGAUUGCUCUUGUUUUUGUUACUGCUACUCCUCUUUAUGUGUGAGUGUGGAAGAAAGGGGUUAAAUCAACUCCCCAUGGUGCAGGAUGAGGGCAACCAGACCCUGAUCAACUACAACCAAGAAGGAGGGGGCGCUGCCAGCACAGCGUCGCCCACUCUGCUCUUGACGCCUACAAAUGGUGUGGCUGUGACGGAUGGCUUGAAACAGGCAACCAUGCAGUUCUCUCAAAUGGAUCCAGCGAUCGCCCAGGACAUGGAUACAUACAACAGCUCAGGGCUCACCAUGAUUAACUCUAAUAUGACCUCAAUGGGAAUGCAGCAUCAUAAAGACACUCUCAGAGGCCUUGGAGGGCAGGCCAUGUACUCUACAUGGACUACAAACAGGAUGAACACCUACCAGCAGGGCAGCUCGUCGAGGUACCAGCGCUCUUUCAGCCUGAGUUCGGAUCAACACAUUGCAGAUCACAUCAACAGGAGACUGUACAUGAUUGAUGGAAACCAUGUACACCACCCAGAGUACCAACCCUAUGUGUAUGCCUAUGAGGGACAGGGAAGCAUAUGCCAGUCCCUGGAUAAGCUGUCACUCAGCAACCUGGGAGAUGAUUUGCAGUUUCUGAAUGAUUUGGAGCCAAAGUUCAAGACCUUGGGAGGCAUCUGUCACCAGAAUAUUCAAGAAAAAAACAUGCAGCUUUGAGGGAGACAGCUAGAAUGUGAUUUUUAUAUCAAGUAGGUCGCUCUUUGUUCGUGUUUUGUGAUUGCGAUUAUGGAUUAAUCUGACUGGAUAUGUCGCACAAUUAAAUACCAUAAUGGAUGGCUUCUGUACUUGUACAAUAUGCACUAAAAUGUCUUACAUACAGCUUUAUGCAAAAGUUUUGGCACUCCUGGGCAAAUUACAUUACAUUGAUUCAAGUGAAAAGAAGAAAAUGCAACUCCUGCAGUUAAUACACAUUAAAAAAGAUUAGCCCUUCUUCAAAUGAUAACACACAUAACAGUGCAUGCACAUAACAGUGCAUUAUCAUUAUUAUUUCAUCAUUCAUUAUUUCAUGACCAUAUCAAAAAUUGACAGUAAUUGUGGCAUGUGCAAACAUUUGGAAAUCCUUCAACUUGUAAAACAAGCAGUGAACUCGUAAAGGCCUAAAUUGACUCUUUACAACUUGAAAGGCAGAUCAGGAAUUAUCCUAAAGGAUUGUUAGCUGAAGAAAUUUCCAGAGCUGAUGAAUUCUGACUCUUCAAACCUUGAGGUAAUACUCAACAACCAUAGCCGCCACCUAGCAACUGACUGAGGAUCUGAAAAUGAAAUGAACUGAUGCAUACAAAACUGGGAUGGCUAUAAAAGAUAUCAAAGCGAUUCCAGCUUAGAAUUUAGAACUGUCCAAAAUGUCAAUUUAGUGGAACCGUGGAGGUCGGAACAAGAUCUGGAAAACCAAGAAAUUUUUCAGAUGAAAGUGCACGUCUCCUGGGCAGAGAGGGAAAGCAAAAAUCCCCAUAUGGCUGCAAAGGAGCUGCUGGAAGUUUACCUGACACAGGGGUGGGGUUGCGCCUUUCUACGGUGCGCAAUGUUUGUACAAACAGUGGCAGCUAGUGCAACAGGAAACACUGCACGGCUGAAGAAAGAAAUGGAUCCCAUUAAAUAUUCUGGAUGCAGAUGUCAUGCAGUCAGUUGACACAGUGAAACUGAAAAGAAGCUGGUUAUACAGCAGGAUAAUUAUCCAAAGAAGAGAAGAGUGGCCGUCACAGUCCCCUGACUUGAAUAUCAUUUGAAAAAUCUGAGUUCAAUCUGAAUCAAGAACAGAGAGAUUCAAGCUGCAAGACUGCAAGCUGUGAUAUCUGCCAUUUGGAGAAAAGCUAAUGUUUUACUGUCUGUAUGCUACAAAAUACAGAAUUUGCCCAGGGGUGCCCAAAUCAGAAUCCAUCCAAGUGUAGCAGCUGUAUGUUGCUUACUUGAAGAUGGAAUUAAUGCACAGCACAAACUGUCAUGCUCUGGUGAUGGUGAAAUCUAGCAUAUUGGCAGUGACUGGGUGUGUUUGUUUAUUUUGUACUUUGCUGCAACAAGAGUGAUUGCUGCCAAGUCAGGUGGAGGUUUUGUAAGGAUAUAAUUAUUUUUGAUGGUUUAAACUGUAACUUAACAGAAGAAGAAAACAAGCAACUUCUCCAAGGGCGCCCUUUUGUAAAAGAUCCUUCACAAGUACCUGCAGAAAUUGGACAGUGCUAAUGUAAAUGUAUGCGGGCUGUUGUUUAUGAUCCUUGCUUUUUGUUGUUUUCUUAUGUGCAUUUUUGCAUCUGUUGUCUUAAAUAUGUAUUCUUUUUCGAAAACAAAUGUAGUAUUUAGAAAAAAAAAUGCAUUUGCCAUUACUAAAUGAUAUGUUGGUAGCAAUUUCUGGGGGAAUUAAAAAAAACAUUUUUUUACGUGGGUUGGGGGGAAAAAGAGAUGUUCAUUUGUUGAAGUUAUUAUAAUAA
Messenger RNA from Seriola dumerili (greater amberjack), 4296 nucleotides. It is a transcript of the gene cdh26.1, whose product is annotated as cadherin-like protein 26. The transcript has 19 exons. Gene Ontology annotation, cellular component: catenin complex; plasma membrane; adherens junction. Bases 20 to 2533 code for a protein of 837 amino acids. The record is from RefSeq and is a predicted model, not a curated record. Gene Ontology annotation, biological process: adherens junction organization; homophilic cell-cell adhesion; multicellular organism development. NCBI's taxonomy places the organism in Eukaryota, Metazoa, Chordata, Actinopteri, Carangiformes, Carangidae. Gene Ontology annotation, molecular function: cadherin binding; calcium ion binding.